Messenger RNA from Eriocheir sinensis (Chinese mitten crab), 5635 nucleotides. RefSeq names its product maltase A3-like. NCBI's taxonomy places the organism in Eukaryota, Metazoa, Arthropoda, Malacostraca, Decapoda, Varunidae. The coding region runs from base 621 to 2378 and encodes 585 amino acids. The record is from RefSeq and is a predicted model, not a curated record. Gene Ontology annotation, biological process: carbohydrate metabolic process. The transcript is spliced from 13 exons.
GUCUGUGAAGGAAUAUAUACUUAACCUUGACAGACAUGAGAUCUUGAUGGCUAUACUAGGUGCCACGUCGUUGAUAGGGAUGCAAGAGUAAUGAGAAGACAGUGCAAUAUGUGCCGUGUGGCGAGACGUGACGCCCACUGACAAUCUUACAGCAGCACCAGAGUCAAGAUAAUUUCACCUUUCAUGGCACUCAAAUACCAGACUGGGUAAUAGUAAUGAAGCAUCGUUGACCUAUAGACGACAUGCUACCCUGGAAACAAUGCUCGUGAGGGGUAAAAGGAAAUGGCUAUACGAAAGUUGUCUGUUUAAAUGGGAAUACAAAGAUAAAGGCUGACUACCUUGUACCAACACCUGAGCUAAGAUGAUUUCACGGUCAUGACAUUGAAAUACUAAACUGGGGUAUAGGUAAGAAGCAUCCUGGACCCAUAGACGAGAUGCUACCUUAAGAAACAAUGCAAUGAAGGGUGAGAGGAAGCUGUGACACGAAAUAUGAAGUCACCAGGGAAUAAAAAUACUAUAACAGAGUGGCUGGCAUGCUAAAGGGUCUUUCUGCUCGUUCACCGUGGCACUCAGUAACAUAUAAGUCCCCGAGUGUGUGAUGUCAGGCUCUCUCAGUUGCCAUGGCCUCUCCACGCAAGCGAGAACUACACUCAGGGAAGGAGAAGACGUCUCUAUCCAAAGCCACCAGUAAGAAGAGGAAAGUCCCGUGGUGGCAAAGGGACAUCAUCUACCAGGUGUACCCACGCUCGUUCAGGGACACCAGUGGGAAUGGCACGGGCGAUAUCAAAGGAGUCACUUCGAAGGCCGAGUACCUGGCCGGCCUGGGUGUGGGGGCGGUGUGGCUGAGUCCGUUCUUCCAGUCACCCAUGAAGGACUUCGGCUACGACAUCUCCAACUACACGGCGGUGGACCCCAUCUUCGGCACCAUGGCGGACUUCGAGGAGAUGGUGGCCGAGCUGCACAGGCGGGGGUUAAAAGUCAUACUGGAUUUCGUCCCUAACCACACGAGUGACCAACACGAGUGGUUCCUUAAGUCCGUGAAACGCGAGGACCCCUACACCGACUACUUCGUGUGGGCGGAUUCUGAGGGGACAGAUGAGGAGGGGCUGCCCAUCCCUCCCAACAACUGGUUGAGUGUGUUCCGCGGCUCAGCGUGGGAAUGGAGCGAGGAGAGGAAACAAUUCUACUACCACCAGUUCCUCGCCACACAGCCUGACCUCAACUUCCGCUGUGAUGCUGUGCGGGAGGAGAUGAAGAACGUCCUCACCUUCUGGAUGGACAAGGGCGUGGAUGGCUUCCGGGUGGACGCUGUGAAGCACUUGUAUGAGGUCGAGGACCUGAGCCUGGACGAGCCCCUAGCACCCGGCCACCACAACCCCAGCGACUACGACUCCCUCCAGCACCCCUACACCAGCAACCAACCAGAGAACCUGGAUGCCGUGAGGGAGUGGCGGAAACUGCUCGACGCGCGCUCCGAGAAGGCCUUCAUGGUGGAGGUCUUCGGUGACACAGUGGAAGAGGUGAUGAAUUACUAUGGGACGGAGGAGGACCCACUGGCGGACUUCCCCUUCAACUUCCAACUGAUCGACAACCUGGAGAGCCGAAAACGUUUGGACGGCGAGUCUCUGAAGGCAACCGUGUCCCUCUGGCUGGACAACCUCCCUGCCGGCAAGUGGCCCAACUGGGUGCUUGGUAACCAUGACAAGAACCGCGUCUCCAGCCGUCUGGGGACUGACCUCAUCGACGCCCUCAACAUGGUGAUCCUCCUGCUGCCUGGCACACCGGUGACCUACUAUGGCGAGGAGAUAGGCAUGGAGGACACAUUCAUCAGCUGGGAGGACACAGUUGACCCCUCAGGCUGCAGAUGGGGCCCGGAUCUCUACCAAAAGUACAGUCGCGACCCGGCCAGGACACCGAUGCAGUGGGACAACAGAGACUUUGCCGGGUUCACCAACGGCAGCUCGACCUGGCUCCCCGUCAACCCAAACUACCCCAAGGUCAAUGUGGCGAGGCAGGUCAGCGCCUCCGCCAGCCACCUCAAGGUCUAUCAGCAGCUGGCCCAGUUGAGGAGGGAGGACACCUUCUUGAGGGGGAACACCACUUUCCCCGUCACCACCAAGGAUGUUUUUAGCUUCAUGAGAUCACUUGAGGGGUCGGACAGCUACCUCAUAGUGGUGAAUACUAACGAGGAGGAGAUCAAAGCCGACCUGCUCAAAGACUCCACCGAGGAACUGCCCAGCAACGCAACGGUCGUCCUGCGCUCCGCCUCCGACACCUCCAGCGCCACACAGCCCGGGGCUGUGGUCUCCCUGGACGCUGUGCCGCUGCUGGGCGGGGAAGGACUUGUUCUGGCCUUGGCUGCAGAGGAGGACGACUGAGGAGCAGUCCUUGUACCCAUCACUGGAAGACUCACCUCAGUUUAAGGGUAUUGAUCUUAAGUGUUUAGUGAGUACUGUAGUUAGUAAUACCAGACUUCUUUUUUCGAUGAGAUAUAUCAUGGCUACAGCUCGAGGUAGUAGUCUUAAGUGUUCUGUUUCCAUGAGUUUUGCCUAAUUUCUUUUUUAAAUGAGACAUAUUGAGGCACUGUUGGACUUGCCUCAUCCUCAGUUCUAGGUUAUUAAGCCAUAGUAUCUAGUUUCUGUGAGUCUUGCCAAAUUUUUUUUAUCAAUGAAACAUAUACUGAAGUACUGCUGGACUCCCCUCUCCCUCAACUUUAGGGUCUGAUUCAUCCAAAGUGUUUAGUUCCUGACUUCUGUUUUCAGUGAGACAUAUAUUGAAGUACAAACAGGUCGAUCUCGUUCACAAAAUUCCCUCUCGUGUCUCGCUGCAGUAACAGUUUAUAUGUAUGAUAGAUUUUAUGCAAAGUUCCUCUCGUGUCAAUCUGCAACCACAGAGUAUAUAAUGUGAUGGGUAUUAUGCAAAGUCCCCUCUUGUGUCAAUCUGCAGCCACACUUGAUAUUAGGUGAUGGAUCUUAUACAAAGUUAACUCUCAUGUCAAUCUUCAGCCACAUUUUAUUAUAUUUGUAAUUGAUUUUAUGCAGUUCCCUCUCAUGUUGUGUAUCUACAGCCACAGUUUGUUAUAAUUGUGAUAGAUACUGUGACUUUUCUUCAUCCUCAGUUCAAGGGUCUUAAGUCAUCCAAAGGCAUAAGUUUUCAUAAGAUUUGCCAGAUGUCUUUCGUGAUAGAUUUUAUGUGAAGUUACCUUAUGUGUGUAUCUGCAGCCACAGUUUAUUAUACCUGUGAUAGAUUCUGUGCCUCUUAUUCUUCAUCCUCAGUUCAAGGGUCCUAGUCAUCCGAGGUAUUCAGUUUCCAUAAGAUUUGCCAGACUUCUUGCGUGAUAGAUUUAUGCAAAGUUCCUUCUCGUGUGUAUCUGCAGCCACAGUUUAUUAUACCUGUGAUAGAUUCUGUGCCUCUUAUUCUUCAUCCUCAGUUCAAGGGUCUUAGUCAUCCAAGGUAUUCAGUUUCCAUAAGAUUUGCCAGACUUCUUACGUGAUAGAUUUUAUGCAAAGUUCCUUCUCAUGACGAUCUACAGCCACAGUUUAUUAUAUUUGUGAUAGAUUCAGUGACUCUUCUUCUUCAUCCUCAGUUCAAGGGUCUUAGUCAUCCAAAGGCAUUAGUUUCCAUAAGAUUUGCCAGACUUCUUACAUAAUAGAUUUUAUGCAAAGUUCCCUCUCAUGUUUAUCAGUAGCCACAGUCUAUUAUAUUUGUGAUAGAUUCUGUUCCUCUUGUGCUUUAUCCUCAGUUCAAGGGUCUUAGUCAUCCAGAGGCAUAAGUUUUCAUAAGAUUUGCCAGACUUCUUUUAUGAUAGAUUUUAUGCAAAGUUCCCUCUUGUGUUUAUCAGCAGCCACAGUCUAUUAUAUUUGUGAUAGAUUCUGUUCCUCUUGUUCUUUAUCCUCAGUUCAAGGGUCCUAGUCAUCCAAAGGUUUUAGUAUCCACAAGUUAUGUCAGACUUAUUUCUUCAUUAGAUCAUAAGAACAUAAGAACAUAAUGAGUGUGCAAGAGGCCGGUAGGCUCAUACAAGGCAGCUCCUGUGAACCUAACCCCACCGAACCUCACUACCCAUGAAUCUAUCUAACCUUUUUUUAAUGUAUCUAUCGUAUUGGCACUCACAACAUGACUGCCGAGCCUGUUCCAUUCACCCGCCACUCUGUUAUUCAGUGGGACAUAUUCAAGUACACAAAAGGACAAAGGUAGAUUACGUGCCAUGUUUCCUAUUGUGUUUUGAGGCAGUGACAGCUAACACACACACACUAACACUAUCACUAACACACACACACACACACACACACACACACACCUUCCCACCCUGACAGGCAAGAGCAGAUGGGAGUUGGUGAGAGCCAGAGUCUUGUAGAGUGGGUGGCUGCAGGGUGGGGCGGAUUAUAUGUCAUGUUUUCUAUUGGGUCUUGAGGCUGUGACAGUGUACAUGUGUGAUAGUUUUUUUUUGGAAAGUUUCUCUGGUGUCCUUUGUUUUACCGCAAGGGAGGAAGCUCAAGGCUCAAAAUAAUAAAACAAUAAUGAAAGAAACAUCAGAUGCUGCCCCAAUAAAGGAAAAAGAAUGAAUGAAUGGCCAGAGGAGAGGUGAUAGAUUUUUUAUAAAGUUCCUCUUGUGGCUUAUUUUUUACAGCAAGGGAGGGAGACAGCUUGAGGGCAUAAAACAAAACAGCAAUAAAAAACGCCGCUAGGUUCUGCUCAAAUAAAAGGAAAAAAGAAUGAGUACCAAAAGAGAGGUCAAUUUCGGGUGCAAUAACAGUUGAUAAAAAGGGAAGUAGAGGAGGGAAGAAAAAGGGAAGAGGAGAAGGAAGAAUAAAGGAAGAGGGAAGAGAGGAAGAAAAAAGGGAAAGAGAGGUAGGGAAAUGGUUACCAAUAUACCCCACCAUUGAAAAGGAAGAGGGAAGGGAGGAGAGAAAAGAGAAUGAAGGAAGGGAGGGGCAAGAAAGAAGGAAGGAAGGAAGUGAUAAAAAAGGAGGAGGAAGAAAGGAAAGAGAAAAGAGGGAGGGACAAGAAGGAUGGAGGUGAUGAAAAAUGAAGGAGGAGGAAAGGAAAGAAAGAGGAGGAAAGGAAAGAGAAAGGAGGGAGGGAAGGAGGAACAAGAAGGAAGGAAGAAAGUGAUGGAACAGGAAGGAGAGAGAGAGAGAGAGAGAGAGAGAGAGAGAGAGAGAGAGAGAGAGAGAGAGAGAGAGAGAGAGAGAGAGAGAGAGAGAGAGAGAGAGAGAGAGAGAGAGAGAGAGAGAGAGAAAGGAAAAAAAGGGCUACAAACUAGAAAAUAAUUAAUAGGUCUUGUUACCAUAAAAAAUAAUUAAUAGGUCUUGUUACCAUAAAAAAUAAUUAAUAGGUCUUGUUACCAUAACAAAAUAAUUAAUAGGUCUUGUUACCAUAAAAAAUAAUUAAUAGGUCUUGUUACCAUAAAAAAUAAUUAAUAGGUCUUGUUACCAUAAAAAAUAAUUAAUAGGUCUUGUUACCAUAAAAAAAUAGUCUCCUGCAUGUCUUUAUUUGUACUAGUCAUGUAAUAGUAGCAAUGUGUGGGUUUGUAUAUUAUGUAGUAGUGCUAGUUGGACCUCUGUUGGAGUUUGCAGUGUUGUGUUUUUAAUUUUCAGCUCUUGGAUGGAAAAUAAUAAUAAAAGUACUGCAGUGU